Messenger RNA from Aspergillus lentulus, 489 nucleotides. The record is from RefSeq and is a predicted model, not a curated record. NCBI's taxonomy places the organism in Eukaryota, Fungi, Ascomycota, Eurotiomycetes, Eurotiales, Aspergillaceae.
AUGUACAAUCAUGCCAGCCGUGGCACCUAUACAGCUGUCCAGUCUAUGCCACCUCCGCCUCCUCCACCGAAUACACGUGCAAUCAGUAUGGCGGGGAACGCCUCCGUCAUAACAGUUGGUCAUCCUGGCUCAUCCUCAUCUUCAAUCAUUUAUUCUACCUACUCUGCAACAAGCGACUCGACCAUUGCAGACGAGAAUCACACAAACCUGAGUAGCAAUCACUCCUCCAGGACUGAGCCGGUUGAGAGCUCUCAGGCGGCAUCCGACGGUCUUCCCCUGAGACUCGGUAAUGAGACUAGGCUGCCUGGAAACUCGAGCAAUGGAGGGCUAGUCAAUGAGACCAUGUUCGAUGCAAUUGCCUCCAUGGACCACCCGGAGAGAGAAUAUGAUUCACACUGGGAUUCGACCGCGCAGGUUGAUACUGUGAUGACAGGCGCAGUAGGAGCUGUAGUCGGGGUUAAUGGUGACGGGAUCUUUGACAUUAUCUGA